Messenger RNA from Egretta garzetta (little egret), 3107 nucleotides. It is a transcript of the gene SELENON, whose product is annotated as selenoprotein N. The record is from RefSeq and is a predicted model, not a curated record. The transcript is spliced from 14 exons. NCBI's taxonomy places the organism in Eukaryota, Metazoa, Chordata, Aves, Pelecaniformes, Ardeidae. Gene Ontology annotation, cellular component: endoplasmic reticulum membrane. Gene Ontology annotation, biological process: calcium ion homeostasis; skeletal muscle fiber development.
AUGGACCGUCUCUUCAGAGCUCAGUACGCAUCCAGGACAGCCUCCUCUGCAGAGGAGGAAGCCAUCGUGCGCUCCCUGCACGCUUCCCUGCGCCGCGAGCUGGCUCCCAGACACCAUGUCUGCGUCCAGAUCUCUGGUUUGUAUUCCAAGAGGGAGAAACUGAGGCACAGGGUGGCUGAGAUCUCACAGAGAUUUCUGGAGAAGACCAUGAGGUUUGUGGCUCCCCAGUGUAUGGCUGAAUGGGAGCUGGCCCUGAAGUCUUUGGGAAGUGAGGGGCUGUUUCUCUUUUCUUCUCUGGAUACAAACAAUGAUCUGUACCUCAGUCCGGAAGAGUUCAAGCCGAUAGCAGAGAAGCUGACAGGGGUUGCUCCCAUCUCAGAAUUUGAAGAGGAGGAGACGCCUGAUCCUAGUGGGGAGACAUUGUCCAUUGUGGCUAAAUUCCAGCCUUUGGUCAUGGAAACGAUGACAAAGAGCAAAGACGGUUUCUUGGGAAUUUCUCAUGUGGCUCUGUCUGGGCUGAGGAAUUGGACUGCCCCAGCAGCCCCUAUGAGCAUGAUGCCUGCCAGACAAUUUAAAGCCUUUCUUCCUCCAAAGAAUAAACUGGAUCUGGGGGAUCCGUGGUGGAUAAUUCCUAGUGAAUUGAACAUCUUCACUGGGUAUCUUUCCAACAACAGAUUUUACCCUCCUCCUCCCAAAGGCAAAGAGAUCAUAAUCCACAGGCUUUUGAGCAUGUUCCACCCACGCCCCUUUGUAAAAACCCGCUUUGCUCCCCAGGGAGCUGUGGCCUGCAUCCAAGCCAUCAGCACUUUUUACUACACCAUAGCGUUCAGGAUCCAUGCUGAGUUCCAGCUGAAUGAGCCACCAGACUUCCCCUUCUGGUUUUCCCCAGGCCAGUUCACAGGUCACAUAAUCCUCUCCAAGGAUUCUUCCCACGUCCGAGAGUUUAAGCUAUUUGUCCCUAACAACAGGUCUCUGAACGUUGAUAUGGAGUGGCUGUAUGGGGCGAGUGAAAGCAGCAACAUGGAAGUGGAUAUCGGUUACCUGCCUCAGAUGGAGCUGGAAUCGACAGGGCCUUCAAUCCCCUCUGUGAUCCAUGACGAGAACGGAAAUGUGAUUGACAGCAGGGAUCCCUCAGGAGAGCCGAUUCAGUUUGUGUUUGAAGAGAUAACCUGGCAGCAGGAAAUCCCCUGGGAAGAGGCAGCCCAGAAGCUGGAAGUGGCCAUGUAUCCAUUUAAGAAGGUCUCCUAUCUUCCCUUCACACAAGCUUUUGAGAGAGCAAAAGCAGAAAAGAAGCUGGUGCACUCGAUCUUGCUGUGGGGUGCCCUGGACGACCAGUCCUGCUGAGGUUCGGGGCGAACUCUCCGGGAGACUGUCCUGGAAAGUUCGCCCAUCCUCACACUGCUAAACGAGAGCUUCAUUAGCAGCUGGUCGCUGGUGAAGGAGCUGGAAGAGCUGCAGACCAACAGAGAGAACGAGUUCUACAGCAAGCUGGCUGACCUGCACCUGGAGAAAUACAACUUUCCCGUGGAGAUGAUCAUCUGCCUCCCCAACGGCACGGUGAUUCACCAUAUCAAUGCCAACUACUUCCUGGACAUUACUUCAAUGAAGCCCGAAGAUGUUGAAAGUAGCAUCUUCAGUUUCUCAACCAAUUUUGAAGACCCUUCUACUGCAACUUACCUCCAGUUUUUGAAGGAAGGACUGCAAAGAGCAAAACCAUACAUGCAGACCUAAAAACGAAGCCACCUGAAUGCCCCACAGAGACGGCCAAAGCCUUCAGAGAUCUAUUUUGGUUACAGCAAUUCUUCCUCACCUUCAUGGCAGCCGUUGAUGUUAAGAUGCAGACAGUCCCAGGAGUGGGGCUUUGCUCUGGGUGCUGGUUGGAGGCUGUUUCAAGUGAUACCAGUUUACGUAACCUGCCCUUUUGAGUUCAGGCAAAUUUUUACAGGAAUGAAAAUACUUGAAUCUAUAAACAUUCUUGGUGCCACUCACCCUCAUGUUUUUCCAGCUCCUGUUCAGACUCUGUGGUGAAACUCGUGGAACAGCUAUACCAAGCGUCACCCGGAAACCCCUCAUCUCAAGGACUGGACUGUGCGUUGACUCCCGGAAAACAGCAUUACCGUUACGACCGAACACUCGUGGUGAGCGCCUGUGCCCAGUGGGCAAAGGUGCAGAAUCCAGCACGGGUGGGAAGCUCCUUCCUGGUAGCCGGUGUCCUCCACACCUCGCCAGCGGCAGCUCUGAGCUGUAAGCUGCCCUGUGGCUUGGAUGCCAGCCCUUCACGAUGGCAUUUAUUGACAGCAGUGGCGUAGCGGGGCUGUAGCUGUGUUGAGAAGGCAUAGACAUGAAGUGGGAGGUUCAAACUGGAGGCUCAAGCUCUGGGGUAGCCCCCUCCCAGCACCCCGUGUGAUGUGGUGGGAGAGCGGUCUCACUUUUUCAGGUUCUUUGCAUCUGAGGGAGGCGCUGAGGUUGACACAGUGAAAUUAGGAAUGGAGAUGAGGGCGUUAGAGGUAUGAGCUCAGCUCAGAGAUGUCAGGCAUGGAUUGACUUGGGUGGGGGUUGGGGGCCAGAGUCCCUGUUAGUUCCACCAGCGCAGGACAUGCACACUGGGCUACGGGACACGGUACUGAGCCGUGCCCCCACCCCAUUCAGCCCAGGGCCCCACCAGCUUCCAGAGCUUUGUUCUCCCAGUGUCUCCUCGGAGCUGGUGACAUGCUCUGUCCUGGUUUGCUUUGAGCUUCCAAGUCACUGAAUGGUGAACCGUGAUGAAGUUCCCUUUGGGAAUGGGAGGUUCAGCAUGGCCCCGAGAGCCGUAACUGGUUGAGAACAGAGCAGUUUUAAAAGCCAGCAGUACUAAAAUUUUAAGGAGAUUUUUUCCAAAGAAAUUGUUUGGACAGAACACCAUCGUCCCUUACCUGUAACCACCCUGAGCAGUUGGUCCUACUCUGCGCCAGUGCCUGGCUACAGAGUGAGCAUAAUUUGGAGAAGGAAAAGGUUAAUCGGAACGGGUUUUAAAGCGUAUUCCUGUAGGUAGGUGAGGAGACAAAGCAUCUUCAAUAGCUGUGGCUGUUGAUGCUUUCUCUGCUCUCUGAAGCACAAUUCUGUCGGAC